CCGCGGCUGGCGUCCGCGGGGGCACGCUGUCCGCCCCCCUCGGCGAUGACCACGGCCGGCGCCCUGGGCGCCGUGCCCGCGGGGACUCCUGUGAGCAGCCUCCACGAGUCCCUGGACCAGUGCAUGACCGCCCUGGACCUCUUCCUCACCAACCAGUUCUCAGAAGCACUCAGCUACCUCAAGCCCAGAACCAAGGAGAGCAUGUACCACUCACUGACGUAUGCCACCAUCCUGGAGAUGCAGGCCAUGAUGACCUUUGACCCCCAGGACAUCCUACUUGCUGGCAACAUGUUGAAGGAGGCCCAGUCGCUCUGUCAGAGGCACCGGAGGAAGUCCUCUGUAACAGAUUCCUUCAGCAGCCUGUUGCACCGCCCCACUAUGGACCAAUUCACAGAAGUGGAAAUCCACGCUGAGGUCUGCUACGCAGAGUGCCUGCUGCAGAGAGCAGCCCUGACCUUCCUGCAGGACGAGAACAUGGUGAGCUUCAUCAAGGGUGGCAUCAAAGUUCGAAACAGCUACCAGACCUACAAGGAGCUAGACAGCCUCGUGCAGUCCUCACAGUACUGCCAGGGAGAGAACCACAGGCACUUUGAAGGAGGAGUGAAGCUCGGUGUGGGAGCCUUCAACCUGACGCUGUCCAUGCUUCCUACCAGGAUCCUGCGGCUGCUAGAGUUCGUGGGGUUUUCAGGAAACAAGGACUACGGGCUGCUGCAGCUGGAGGAGGGGGCAUCGGGGCACAGCUUCCGUGCCGUGCUCUGUGUCAUGCUGCUGCUGUGCUACCACACCUUCCUCACCUUUGUGCUCGGCACUGGGAACGUCAACAUCGCGGAGGCAGAGAAGCUCUUGAGACCCUACCUGAAGCGAUACCCUAAGGGCGCCAUCUUCCUGUUCUUUGCGGGGCGGAUUGAAGCCAUUAAAGGCAAUGUUGACGCGGCCAUCCGGCGGUUCGAGGAGUGCUGCGAGGCCCAGCAGCACUGGAAGCAGUUCCACCACAUGUGCUACUGGGAGCUGAUGUGGUGCUUCACCUACAAGGGCCAGUGGAAGAUGGCCUACUUCUACGCAGACCUGCUCAGCAAGGAGAACUCCUGGUCCAAGGCCACCUACAUCUACAUGAAGGCCGCCUACCUCAGCAUGUUUGGGAAGGAGGACUACAAGCCGUUCGGGGAUGACGAAGUGGAGUUGUUUAGAGCUGUGCCGGGCCUGAAACUCAAGAUUGCUGGGAAAUCUCUACCCACAGAGAAGUUUGCCAUCCGGAAGUCCAGACGCUACCUCUCCCCCAAACCUAUCUCAUUGCCCAUCCCUGCUCUGGAAAUGAUGUACAUUUGGAAUGGCUACGCUGUGAUUGGGAAGCAGUCGGAACUCACAGACGGGAUACUUGAGAUUAUCACCAAGGCUGAAGAGUUGCUGGAAAAGGGCCCAGAGAAUGAGUACUCAGUGGAUGAUGAGUGCUUGGUGAAGCUGCUGAAAGGCCUGUGUCUGAAAUAUCUGGGCCGUGUCCAGGAGGCCGAGGAGAAUUUCAGGAGCAUCUCUGCCAACGAAAAGAGGAUUAAAUAUGACCACUACUUGAUCCCAAAUGCCCUGCUGGAGCUGGCCCUGCUGUUUAUGGAGCAAGGCAGAAAUGAAGAGGCUGUCAAACUCUUGGAAACUGCCAAGCAAAAUUAUAAGAAUUAUUCCAUGGAAUCAAGGACACAUUUUCGAAUCCAGGCAGCCACACUCCAAGCCAAGUCUUCCCUAGAGAAUGGCAACAGAUCCAUGGUUUCAUCAAUGCCCUUGUAGUUUUGUGCAGCAUUCCCAGGCUGGAAGACAGAGUCAGCUGGACAGAGAGCUCCUGGAAACAUUUCAAAAAGAUCCCCUCCCCCUGCCCUGCCGUUGGGGUCCACCGGUGCUCCAGUGCGAUGACACGACAUAGGUAUCUGUGCAGAAGCGACGCUGGCAUUUUCACCAGUGUGGCCAAGGUCCUUUGCCAA
Messenger RNA from Eubalaena glacialis (North Atlantic right whale), 1967 nucleotides. It is a transcript of the gene TTC39A, whose product is annotated as tetratricopeptide repeat domain 39A. The record is from RefSeq and is a predicted model, not a curated record. Lineage: Eukaryota; Metazoa; Chordata; Mammalia; Artiodactyla; Balaenidae. The coding region runs from base 46 to 1776 and encodes 576 amino acids. Gene Ontology annotation, molecular function: protein binding. The transcript has 18 exons.